AGAACCUACCGAAAAUGUCGAGCAGGUAUCACAAAGCAGCGGCCGAUGGCAACUUGGACCUCUUGAAAGAAGCCACUAGGAAAGACCUCAACACUUCAGACGAAGAUGGGAUGACACCCACCCUUCUGGCAGCAUACCAUGGGUAUCUGGAGGCUCUGGAAAUCAUAUGCCGGAGGGGAGGCGACCCGGACAAGUGUGACAUCUGGGGGAACACGCCCCUCCACCAUGCUGCCUGCAACGGCCACCUCCACUGUGUUUCCUUUUUGAUCAACUUUGGUGCCAACAUCUUUGCUCUGGACAAUGAUCUGCGCACUCCCCUGGAGGCGGCUGCCAGCAGGGACCGCAAGGAGUGCGUCCAGAUCCUGGACAAAGCCGCCACCGAGCAGAUCAUGCUGAACCCCAAGAAGGUCUCCAAACAAAAAGCACAGGCCCAGAGGAACGCUGAGAAACAAAUCAAGGAGUGUGAGAGGCGCCAAGAGAAACACCAGCAUGAGAUGAACCGGAAUUACAUGAAAGAAAAGACUGGCACAGUGAAUUCUUCCAGAGGAACACACUCCAGAGUAAAGCUGCCCGGUCUCUUUGCUUCCAACACCACAGGUACUUUUUCCAAAAACCUGAAAGAUACCUUGAAACUGAAGGCAAAGAAGACAGCUGGCAGCACAAGAAGCCAGGAAACACAAAGAAAUGACCAAGAGGAUGAUACAGGUCGGAGAAGUGUGAUGCAUUUGUUUGAUGAGAAAGAGGAGGAUGAGUUACUGAAUGACCUUGAUGAGAAAAACGUCGCUGAUAAUAACAGUCAGCUCUCCAUUUUCCAGCGGCCGGGUCUUGGCAAGAUCGUGUUUGGAAGGAAUUUGGCUGCGAAUGUAAAUCCUGGAACUGUGUCUUCUGAGAAAGAAGGUAUCAGCUUUACAAUGUCCAGUGAGCUCUUCCAGUAUGAAAAUGCUGAGAAUGGCAAGGAAGAUGAUGCUGAAAAUGGUGCUGAUAUCCCUUGGAAUGAGGAAGAAGUCGUUUGGGAUGACGAGGAAGCAGAGAACACACCCCUUGAAGUGUUUCUGGCAUCACAGAUGCUGGAUGAGUUUCUUCCAGUCUUCAUGAGGGAAAAAAUUGAUUUAGAUGCUCUGAUGCUGUGUUCAGAUGAAGAUCUACAGAGCAUUCAGAUGGAACUUGGGCCAAGAAAGAAAGUCCUGAAUGCUGUGAAUAAAAGAAAACAGGCACUCAAGAACCCUGGAAAAACUGUAGAUACUUGCUUGUAAAUAAUGCAACUCCUUUCAGAUAUCUGCUAAAACAAAAGGCAGAGAGGUAACCAAUUGCUUUAGAAAGUACAGCAGGGACAAAGAUUUUUUUCUCUCUACAUAGAUGGCUGUGGUGCACAGGAUAUUAAGUUAAGCAUAUUCUGUUGAAAAGAAAGAAUGUGAGGGUAAAAACCCAAAAAGCUUUUUCUCCCUGAACUGUUUAUGGGGUUUGGAUUUCUUUUGGUCCAGAUAAUUUAAAAUAUCAGUGAAGGCAAGCCAUGCUACAUUCCUUUAUAAAGCCCUUCCUUAUUUUGUCCAAAACCAGAAUGCAAAGAGCAUUCUCAGAGCUUGAGAGCUUUGAGUUUUCUCCAUUUACUUCUGUUUGUUCUGAUCUUCCU
Molecule: messenger RNA, 1630 nt
Organism: Myiozetetes cayanensis
Lineage: Eukaryota; Metazoa; Chordata; Aves; Passeriformes; Tyrannidae
Gene: ANKS4B
Product: ankyrin repeat and sterile alpha motif domain containing 4B
Exons: 2
Coding region: 15-1253 (412 amino acids)
Biological process (GO): brush border assembly
Molecular function (GO): protein binding
Source: RefSeq, a predicted model, not a curated record